CGCAAAGCAUCUUGAAUAUAGUCCAUCAACCGCUGCGAACGACAUGAUACGCUCCAAGACCGACGGGGACGAGGUGUUGUACAUGGACGAGGUUCACGAAGACGGAUACGAGGAAACGUCGAGGCCGACGCAGUCCGCCAAGGCGCACGCCAUGCCGACUAUCCGCUCACGUGUCGGCUCGCUGACAGAGACCAAGUUGCCGGAGAUUCCACACACGACCUUCGCUACCGAGCUGAACGACCUGUCAGAGAUUGAUGGGAAGCAGCCGAUCGGUUUCAACGACGUCCUGCUGCCGGGAGGGCCGAACAACAACCGAGACGAUAGCCGCGACUUCUUCCCCGAAGCAGCGCCCUCGCAGGUCACGCCCGACGUGAACCUGUAUCAACAUAAGAAGACCGUGGCCCAGGGCAUGAUGGACCUGGCGCUGCUGUCCGCCAACGCGAAUCAGAUGCGCUACGUUCUGCAGACGGACGGCCAACACCCGUAUUUUUACCCGUCGCUCAUCAUGAUCGGCACGAGCCUGCUCCUACAGAUCGCCGUGGGCAUCGGCCUGAUAUGGAACAGCCGCUACAACGUCAAGGAGCACGAACAGAUGUGCAAGGCCAACAAGGCGAACAAUUGGACGGUGAUCGGCAUAUUCCUCGUUACGAUACUCAAUGUGUUCAUCUCGUCGUUCGGCGUCGUCGACCAGACGUCGUCGUCGACGACGAGCACCGUCGUCGUUGCGUAGCCUGUGUUGGUGCUCUUCUCUCGUGACGGUCGUCUGUUAUUUGUGUGCGGGAUGUUCCCUUUGACGAACGAACCUUGGGGAACGUUGGGGUAUUGUCGUUUCGUUCACACUACUCGGACAUGUUCGAAGAAGUGAGACCUUGCCCGCAUGCGUUGGCAGGUUGAUGUCCACAGUACCUUAAUUCGCUCGUUAGAAUACCAACCUGCUCCACUUCUCACUUCCAAUCUUUUUACGAUAGAUGUAUAUAUACAGGAUAUUACACUGUACAAACUUAAGGAACAUGUUUCUGAUCGAAGUAGUAAUUGUCCUGUAAAACAUGGAUCCAAUCUACGCGUUCAAAGUUGACAGCAUAAUUUUGGGAAUAUUUUUUCACGAAAAAUGGAAAGUAAGGAGAAAAAACGUAAAGAUAGAAAAUUUAGCGUACAGAAAGAAAGUUAAUACUCGGGCUAAAUUAACAUAUACUAAUAAAUUGUUACUAAUUUAUAUAAUUACGGAAACAUGAUAAUUAAGUUUGUACAGUAUGUCAUGUACACCUGUAAAUCGAAAUUGCGCGAAUAUUUUUACGUUAUAUUCACAUUAUUGUAUGAUAUGUUUGGUACACAUUUUUGUGUUUAUGUUAUUCAUUUUCUACGAUAUAUAGAGAGAGAUAUAUAGAGAACACGCAUGAAAAGUAAUUCCUUUAAUGUAAUACAGAUCUUUUCUUAAGAAAACGAGACUAUGUAACGAUUGCGUUUAAACACGAUAGAUUGACGGUAUUUGCUCCAACAUUUCCCUCAAUUCGACCAUCAGUUGCUUCCUGCGUCUUUGCAGACUUUCUU
This is a messenger RNA of Dinoponera quadriceps, 1548 nucleotides long. RefSeq names its product ninjurin-1-like. Gene Ontology annotation, biological process: cell adhesion; tissue regeneration. The coding region runs from base 44 to 730 and encodes 228 amino acids. Gene Ontology annotation, cellular component: membrane. The transcript has a single exon. The record is from RefSeq and is a predicted model, not a curated record. Lineage: Eukaryota; Metazoa; Arthropoda; Insecta; Hymenoptera; Formicidae.